Molecule: messenger RNA, 3353 nt
Organism: Numida meleagris (helmeted guineafowl)
Lineage: Eukaryota; Metazoa; Chordata; Aves; Galliformes; Numididae
Gene: GPHN
Product: gephyrin
Exons: 25
Coding region: 83-2497 (804 amino acids)
Biological process (GO): Mo-molybdopterin cofactor biosynthetic process; glycine receptor clustering; postsynaptic neurotransmitter receptor diffusion trapping
Cellular component (GO): cytoplasm; postsynaptic membrane; dendrite
Molecular function (GO): molybdopterin molybdotransferase activity
Source: RefSeq, a predicted model, not a curated record
CCCCUUUGCGCUCGCGCCGCUCUCGCGCUCGCGCCCCUCCCCCCCGCCCGCUGCUGUCAGUGCGGUGGCUGCGCCGGGCAACAUGGCGUCGGAGGGGAUGAUUCUAACGAACCACGAUCACCAGAUCCGCGUCGGGGUGCUCACAGUGAGUGACAGUUGCUUCAGGAACCUUGCCGAGGAUCGUAGUGGGAUAAACCUUAAAGAUCUGGUCCAAGACCCUUCUUUGUUGGGUGGGACUAUAUCUGCAUACAAGAUAGUGCCAGAUGAAAUAGAAGAAAUCAAGGAGACGCUGAUAGAUUGGUGUGAUGAAAAGGAACUUAAUUUGAUUUUAACAACUGGAGGAACAGGGUUUGCACCACGAGAUGUCACCCCAGAGAAAUUCCCAACAUUCCCAUUAUGUGGGCUCCAGAGAGGGGCCACUAAAGAAGUAAUAGAGCGGGAAGCCCCAGGGAUGGCCCUGGCAAUGCUGAUGGGAUCACUUAAUGUAACUCCUCUGGGCAUGCUCUCUAGACCUGUAUGUGGAAUCAGAGGGAAAACUCUCAUAAUUAAUCUGCCAGGUAGCAAGAAAGGAUCACAGGAAUGCUUUCAAUUUAUACUGCCAGCCCUACCUCAUGCCAUUGAUCUUUUGCGGGAUGCUAUUGUAAAAGUAAAGGAGGUACACGAUGAGCUAGAAGAUCUACCUUCACCACCACCUCCUCUUUCUCCUCCUCCAACCACCAGCCCUCACAAGCAGACAGAGGACAAAGGAGUACAGUGUGAGGAAGAGGAGGAAGAGAAGAAGGAUAGUGGAGUUGCAUCAACAGAGGACAGUUCCUCUUCACAUAUAACUGCAGCAGCCAUUGCAGCUAAGAAACAUCCAUCCUACACCAGUUCAGCAGUUAUUAUGGCAAAAGGUGAACAGCCCAUUCCUGGUCUCAUCAGUUAUUGCCAUCAUGCAGCAGGCAGUGCAGAAGAACCGAUUCCAGAUUCCAUCAUUUCUCGUGGUGUUCAGGUGCUCCCACGUGAUACAGCCUCCCUCAGCACUACCCCUUCAGAAUCUCCUCGUGCGCAGGCCACCUCUCGUCUCUCCACUGCAUCCUGCCCAACACCAAAACAAAUUAGACGGCCGGAUGAAAGCAAAGGAGUUGCUAGUAGAGUUGGAUCCCUCAAAGUCCAGUCUAGGUGCAGCAGCAAGGAGAACAUCCUCCGAGCAAGUCACAGUGCUGUUGACAUUACCAAGGUAGCAAGAAGACACCGCAUGUCUCCAUUCCCAUUAACAUCUAUGGACAAGGCCUUCAUCACAGUUCUGGAGAUGACCCCAGUGCUUGGAACAGAAAUCAUUAAUUACAGAGAUGGAAUGGGCCGAGUCCUUGCUCAAGAUGUAUAUGCAAAAGAUAAUCUACCACCAUUUCCAGCAUCUGUAAAAGAUGGCUAUGCUGUCAGAGCUGCUGAUGGCCCAGGGGAUCGAUUCAUCAUAGGGGAAUCCCAGGCUGGAGAGCAGCCAACUCAAACUGUGAUGCCAGGUCAGGUAAUGCGAGUUACAACCGGUGCUCCAAUCCCUUGUGGUGCUGAUGCAGUGGUGCAAGUGGAAGAUACAGAACUCAUCAGGGAAUCAGAUGAUGGCACUGAAGAGUUAGAAGUUCGAAUCUUGGUGCAAGCUCGACCAGGCCAAGACAUCAGACCUAUAGGACAUGACAUUAAAAGAGGUGAAUGUGUUCUGGCUAAAGGAACUCACAUGGGUCCAUCUGAGAUUGGUCUCUUAGCCACUGUUGGAGUAACCGAAGUAGAAGUAAACAAGUUUCCAGUGGUUGCAGUUAUGUCAACAGGGAAUGAGCUACUGAAUCCCGAAGAUGAUCUCUUGCCAGGAAAGAUUCGAGACAGUAACCGCUCAACUCUCCUAGCUACAAUCCAAGAACAUGGCUAUCCAACAAUCAACUUGGGAAUUGUGGGAGAUAACCCAGAUGAUUUACUGAAUGCACUGAAUGAGGGUAUCAGCCGUGCUGAUGUGAUCAUUACGUCAGGAGGCGUGUCUAUGGGAGAAAAGGACUAUCUUAAGCAGGUGCUGGAUAUUGAUCUUCAUGCACAGAUUCACUUUGGCAGAGUUUUUAUGAAACCAGGCCUGCCAACAACUUUUGCAACUCUGGAUAUUGAUGGCGUAAGAAAAAUAAUCUUUGCGCUCCCAGGCAAUCCUGUGUCAGCUGUUGUCACCUGCAAUCUCUUUGUUGUUCCCGCACUGAGGAAAAUGCAGGGUAUCCUGGAUCCUCGGCCCACCAUUAUCAAAGCCAGGUUAUCAUGUGAUGUAAAAUUGGACCCCCGCCCAGAAUAUCAUCGGUGCAUACUGACUUGGCAUCACCAAGAACCACUACCUUGGGCACAGAGUACAGGGAAUCAGAUGAGCAGUCGUCUGAUGAGUAUGCGCAGUGCCAAUGGACUGUUGAUGCUACCUCCAAAGACAGAGCAGUAUGUGGAGCUUCACAAGGGGGAGGUGGUGGACGUCAUGGUCAUUGGAAGGCUAUGAUGUCACCAGCAAGAGCGAAGCUUUGAUGCAUGUCCACAUAUCAUUGACUGUAUCCUGUAAUAUGCAACGGCACAGCUAGUUUUUCUGAUUUGGAUAAAAGUUGAUCAAUAUAGUCAACAUCUUGAAUUAUAUUUCAAAUGGAAUUUAAAUAAAUACCUUUUAAAAAAAUCUUUAAAAAGAAAUCUUAACAAAGAAAUUUAUUCUGAUUAUAUCAAAGCAACUUUUUCCUUUCCUUGCAAUUGCUUUGUGUGUUCAAUGCUAGUUCUAAUAGCGGUAGCUUUUAGUAGACAGCAGUAGGUGCCUGCAGAACUUGUGUUUUUUCUCAUCUUUAAGAUACAACUACUUAUGCUCUUAAAACAAGGCUGUCUGCUUAUUUAUACUAGCGUAGACAACACUUGGAUUUCCCUUAUCAGUAUGCUUCAUAACCGCUUCACAGAGAGCUUCUGCUUGUUCUUUAUCUUGUAUCUCGUGUUGAUGUGCACAGUGCCAAAAGCAGAGUGGCUGCACUGGGAACCCAAUGAAGCCCCGAGGUUUCCUCACCUCGCUGUGCGUUCAGGGAUCUCUCUUGUCCCAGCAGCCACCCAGCUCAGUACUCUUGGGCAGUAACUGGAUACCUUUUAUUUCAGCAAUCAAAAAAUUGCUUCCUUAAGUGCUGACAGCCUUUUUAACCAAUACAUUUAAAAAUGUACAGAACUAAAAAAAAAAAAAAAAAAAUCAAAGACUGAUCUUGUACAGAUAUUAGUGUUACCAGCAUUCGUGUGGAAAUUAAAUGAGCAAAGAAAUAAAACUAAUGUUAAACAACUCUGUACCAUAACAUUUUCUGUAAUGAUACUGAAACUUAAAUGAAUAAAAAAAA